Monosiga brevicollis MX1 is the source of this 1422-nucleotide messenger RNA. RefSeq lists its product as uncharacterized. Gene Ontology annotation, molecular function: FAD binding; Delta24(24-1) sterol reductase activity. Gene Ontology annotation, biological process: steroid metabolic process. NCBI's taxonomy places the organism in Eukaryota, Choanoflagellata, Craspedida, Salpingoecidae. Gene Ontology annotation, cellular component: cytoplasm; membrane. The transcript is spliced from 6 exons. The record is from RefSeq and is a predicted model, not a curated record. Bases 1 to 1422 code for a protein of 473 amino acids.
AUGCAUAUCCGAGCCAAGCUGGCCAUCAUGUCUGGCGCCAUCAACGAGAAGAGCCGCGCUCAGCACGCUGCCCGCGUGGCCACCGUGCAAAAGGCGCUCCGCGAAUGGAACGAUGAAGGCCGCAAGACCAAGCUCUGCACCGCCCGCCCCGGCUGGUUGGCCAUGUCGCUUCGUACCGGCCGCUACAAAAAAACCAUGACUGGCAUCCCCACCCACAAGUUGGGCAACGUCAUCUCCAUCAACGAGGAGAAGCGCACCGUCUUUGUCGAGCCCAACGUGACCAUGGGUCAAAUCACUGCCACCCUCAUGCCCCUGGGCUGGACGCUUCCCGUCCUCCCCGAGCUCGAUGAUCUCACCGUUGGUGGUCUCGUCUGCGGUGUGGGUAUUGAAUCCUCAUCCCACAAGCACGGUCUCUUCCAGCACUGCUGCAAGGGCUUUGAGCUUGUGUUGGCCAGUGGUGAAGUUGUGUCUUGCAGCGCCGAUAACAACCCCGAGCUCUUCAAGGCUGUUCCUUGGUCCCACGGUACCCUCGGCUUUCUCGUGGGUGCCGAGCUUGACAUUGUUCCUGCCAAGCCCUACGUGCGCCUCGAGUAUGUCCCCCUCUUUGAUCGCAAGACCGCCGUGGAGACUUGCCUCGAGUCUUACAAGAACACUGACCUCGACUUUAUUGAGACGCUCAUCUACUCGCGCGACGAGAUGGUCCUGAUGAAGGGCGCCAUGGUCGACAAGCCCGAACCCGGAAAAGUCAACGCCAUUGGCACUUGGUACAAGCCUUGGUUCUUCACCCACGUCCGCAGCUAUCUUGAGAAGAAGAAGCCCGGUGUGGAAUACAUUCCUCUGCGUGACUAUUACCAUCGCCACACCAAGAGCCUGUUCUGGGAGCUCCAGGAUAUCAUUACCUUUGGCAACGAUCUCUGGUUCCGUGUUCUCUUUGGCUGGAUGAUGCCCCCCAACCACAGCAUCCUGAAGCGUACUCAGACCGAGGAGCUGCGCAAGCUCUACGAAGACCACCAUGUCGUCCAGGACAUGCUCGUGCCCGGCUCCAAGCUGCAGGAGUGCCUGGAUGUCCAGGACCGCGAGUUUGGCUGCUAUCCUCUUUGGCUUUGCCCCAUGCGCAUCUUCCCCGAAGACGCUGGCUUUAUCAAGCCUGCCAAGAACGGCGAGGAGAUGUUUAUUGAUCUCGGCAUUUACGGCAACCCCUCCAACAAGGAUUUCAAGCCUCAGGUCAACCUGCGCAAUGUUGAGAACUACGUGCGCUCUGUUGAGGGCUUCCAAAUGCUGUACGCCGACAUGCUGCAGUCGCGCGAGGAGUUUGAGGAGAUGUUUGACCACAAGUUGUACCGCAAGAUGCGCAAGGAGCUUGGCUGCGAGGGCGCCUUCCCUGAGGUCUACGACAAGGUCUGCAAGGCUGCUCGCUGGUAA